AUGGAUGAUGAGGAAACAACGACUGCAGCUGCGACUACGGACUUUGAAUCUACGGCUACAUCGGCUAUGACAACGAUGGAUGAUGACCUAACGACUGCAGCUGCGACUACGGACUUUGAGUCUACGGCAACAUCGGCUAUGACAACGAUGGAUGAUGACCCAACGACUGCUGCUGCUACGGUGCUCGAGGAAUUGGCUACACCGGUUAUGGCGACGAUGGAUGAUGAGGAAACAACGACUGCAGCUACGACUACAGACUUUGAGUCUACGGCUACAUCGGCUAUGACAACGAUGGAUGAUGACCCAACGACUUCAGACGCGACCACGGACUUUGAGUCUUCAGCCACACCGGCUAUGACAACGAUGGAUGAUGACCCAACAACGACUGUAAUUGCGACUACGGUGCUCGAGGAAUUGGCACCGGUUAUGGCGACGACGGAUGAUGAGGCAACGACUUCAGCUGCGACUACGGACUUUGAGUCUACGGCUUCAUCGGCUAUGACAACGAUGGAUGAAGAUCCAACAACGCCUUCAGCUGCUACUACGGGGUUUGAGUCUACGGCUACACCGGCUAUGACAACGAUGGAUGAUGAGGCAACGACCAUGGACAUUUGA
Molecule: messenger RNA, 615 nt
Organism: Haliotis rufescens (red abalone)
Lineage: Eukaryota; Metazoa; Mollusca; Gastropoda; Lepetellida; Haliotidae
Product: pheromone-regulated protein PRM7-like
Exons: 1
Coding region: 1-615 (204 amino acids)
Source: RefSeq, a predicted model, not a curated record